CUGUGCUUGUUAUAGGGGACAUCAGCAGAAAUUGCACUGAAGAUGGCUGGUCUGAACCUUUUCCUCAUUAUUAUGAUGCCUGCGGCUUUGAUGAAAAUGAAACAGAGUCUGAUAACCAGGAUUACUACUAUCUAUCUGUGAAGGCUCUGUACACGGUGGGAUACAGCACUUCUCUUGUUUCCCUGACCACCGCCAUGGUUAUCCUGUGUCGUUUCAGGAAGCUUCACUGCACUCGAAAUUUUAUCCACAUGAACCUCUUUGUUUCAUUCAUCCUCCGUGCAAUAUCUGUAUUCAUUAAAGAUGGCGUUCUUUAUGCUGAACAGGAUGGCAACCACUGUUUUAUCUCAACGGUGGAAUGCAAAGCAGUGAUGGUGUUCUUUCACUACUGUGUCAUGUCCAACUACUUCUGGCUUUUCAUUGAGGGAUUGUACCUAUUCACUUUAUUGGUAGAAACGUUUUUCCCAGAGAGGAGAUACUUCUACUGGUAUACUAUUAUUGGCUGGGGUACCCCAACAAUUUGCGUCACUGUCUGGGCAGUGCUGAGACUUCACUUUGAUGACACUGGCUGCUGGGACAUGAAUGACAACACUGCCUUGUGGUGGGUGAUCAAGGGUCCUGUGGUUGGAUCAAUCAUGAUAAACUUUGUGCUUUUUAUUGGCAUAAUUGUGAUACUUGUGCAGAAACUCCAGUCACCUGAUAUCGGGGGCAAUGAAUCCAGCAUUUACUUGAGACUGGCUCGCUCUACACUACUGCUUAUCCCCUUGUUUGGAAUUCACUACACGGUGUUUGCUUUUUCUCCUGAAAAUGUCAGUAAGCGGGAGAGACUAGUGUUUGAAUUGGGACUGGGAUCUUUCCAGGGUUUUGUUGUUGCUGUUCUCUAUUGUUUCUUGAAUGGGGAGGUGCAAUCAGAAAUAAAGAGAAAAUGGAGGAGCUGGAAAGUCAACCGGUAUUUUGCUGUGGAUUUCAAACAUCGUCAUCCUUCUCUAGCGAGCAGCGGAGUGAACGGGGGGACACAACUCUCCAUUCUGAGCAAGAGCAGCUCUCAGAUUCGGAUGUCCAGCAUAAAUGCGGAGAACCUAGCGACAUGA
Molecule: messenger RNA, 1088 nt
Organism: Balearica regulorum gibbericeps (East African grey crowned-crane)
Lineage: Eukaryota; Metazoa; Chordata; Aves; Gruiformes; Gruidae
Source: RefSeq, a predicted model, not a curated record